AUGGCUCAAGUCCAGCUGGCAUUGGAGAUAGCCUUCUAUGUCUAUCCAUGUGGACUGUUUGCCACCCUCUCUCUGUCUCAAUUGAUCCGACAUUGGCGGGAUCGACGAAACGUGAGCGAACUAGCCGACGAGGGGACCGAGGAGUUUCGGCGCUUCCAUUCAAGACUCACGUGGGGUCUCCAGCUUCUACUGGCUCUUCUUCUGGCAAGUACUACCGCCAGCGUCAUACUAGUCACUCAUGAUGCUGUUUCUGGCCGAUACGACAAGUCCGAGGAAGUCAACUUUCCAUACACUGCAUAUCUGGCUUCGUACGCUGGUGUUACUCUGUACUUCUUGGCUGGUCUUUUGCCCAACCCAGACGGACCAUGGUCUCCCACCGUCUCCCAUAGCCAUGCAUGGGUGGCUGGUAUUAUGCUCGAGGCCGUCAUAGCCAUCAUUUUUAAGUCAGAGCAAAGAUCUAUACGGGUGUCCGCACGACUUCUCAAUUCUCUCUUCGGUCUCGGCGUGUCGCGGAUCUCGGUUCUACUGCUGAUGACGGUGCUUCUUGUCUACAAACAGUCCAGGUUGAGGGCACUAGAGUCUGGCUCGAAUUCCGAACGUCGCCCACUCCUGGAGAACGGUCAUGGUCCUGCUAGCAACUAUGGUGGCACGCACGCUCGUGCAACAGUCUCGGGUACUGACAAGCCACGUGAUGCACAGAGCUCAGGCUGGGUUGAGUAUUUUGCUGGAUUCAGAAUUCUCUUCCCCUAUCUGUGGCCCAAAGACUCCCCACUUUAUCAGGUGAUCGUGGUCAUCUGCUUGAUUCUUUUGGUCUGCCAGCGUGCAGUGAAUAUGCUAGUUCCUAUACAGCUUGGAUAUCUGGUUGACGCUCUCGGCUACGGCAAGAUUCCACUCAAGGAGAUCAUCCUCUAUGUAGUCUACCGAUCACUUCAAGGUAACCAAGGAGCUCUUGGCGCUGCUCGCUCUGUCUUAUGGAUUCCAGUCUCACAGUCGCUGUUCCGCCGCCUAUCUUGCGCUGCGUUCGAGCAUGUGUUGGGCCUUUCAAUGGAUUUCCACUUAAGCAAGAGAAUCGGCGAAGUGACCAGCGCACUGAGCCGCGGUGCCGCCAUGAAUACAUUCUUGGAAAGCUUCCUCUUUCAGGUUAUACCGAUGACCUUGGAUAUAUUUCUCGCAGGGAUCUUUUUCUUCAUUCAGUACGACGCGUUUUACACGCUCGUCGUUUUCUUUAUCAUGUGGUCCUACAUCUUCCUCACUAUCUAUAUGGCCAAGUACCGGGGCCGGCAACGUCGAGACAUGGCGACAAAGUCUCGCGAGAUGGAUGCCGCGAAGACAGAUGCCAUCAUGGCGUUCGAAACGGUACAGCACAACUGCGCUGUCCCAGCCGAGACGGAGAAAUUCAGGAGCCACGUUACUGUUUACCAAACCGCGGAGCGACUGGUGCAGCUAUCACUGAAUGGGAUGAACCUAACUCAGAGCUCCAUAUUCUCGUUGGGAACGGCGCUGCUCGUGGCCAUUUCGGCCUACAAGAUUUCCAUCGGCCAGCAGGAAGUUUCCGAGUUCGUGACUAUGAUUAUCUACUUCACGCAACUUCAAGGGCCAUUGAAUUUCUUCGGCACAUAUUACACAAUGUUGCAGAACAAUCUCAUUGAGGCGGAGCGAAUGCUUGAUUUGUUCAAAGAGACAUCAGGGAUCGUGGAGAAAGAAGGUGCGAUCACCCUUCCGCCCCCGCGAGGAGAGGUGAGGUUCAACAAUGUUGGCUUCUCUUACGGGGGCAAGGAGGGAGCAUCGCCGGCGAUUGACGGUGUCGCCUUUACUGUUCAGCCAGGCACCAAGACUGCCAUAGUAGGAGAGUCCGGAAGCGGGAAGAGCACAUGCCUGAAACUUCUGUUCCGGUUUUAUGAUGUCAAAGACGGUUCAAUCACGGUUGAUGGCCAUGAUCUUCGAGAUCUAAAGGUUGAUAGCCUCCGAAAGCACAUCGGGGUCGUCCCACAAGAUACUGUACUCUUCAACGCCACGAUCAUGUACAACUUGCUCUACGCAAGCCCGACAGCAACCGAAGUUGAUGUAUAUGCGGCCUGCAAGGCUGCGAAUAUACAUGACCGCAUACUUGCCUUCCCCGAUCAGUACAAUACGAAAGUCGGAGAGCGAGGACUAAAGCUAUCUGGAGGUGAACGCCAGAGGAUCGCGAUCGCAAGAGCAAUCCUUAAGGACUCGCGCAUUUUACUACUCGACGAAGCCACAGCCUCGCUCGAUUCUCAUACCGAGCGGCAGAUCCAAGAAGCGCUGGAGAGGGUGACUGAAGGACGGACUACGAUUACCAUUGCUCACCGUCUCUCCACUAUCACCAAUUCAGACCAAAUUGUGGUUCUUCAUAAAGGCAAGGUCGUUGAGCGUGGCACGCACGCAGCACUCCUUGAGUCUCGUGGUCGUUACUUUGCCAUGUGGGAGAAGCAGACUACGGCCGAAAAGGAGAAAGAACAGAAAGAGAAAGCUGAAGUAACCGAGAUGUAG
Molecule: messenger RNA, 2511 nt
Organism: Neoarthrinium moseri
Lineage: Eukaryota; Fungi; Ascomycota; Sordariomycetes; Amphisphaeriales; Apiosporaceae
Exons: 6
Coding region: 1-2511 (836 amino acids)
Biological process (GO): transmembrane transport
Cellular component (GO): membrane
Molecular function (GO): ATP binding; ATP hydrolysis activity; ABC-type transporter activity
Source: RefSeq, a predicted model, not a curated record